UGCAGUGAGUUAGGCUCUAGGUUGCCAUGUUCGUUGCUUUAUCUUCUUUGUUUACACGUUGCAGACGAUAGCAGACUACCUGGAUAAAACAUCCAGGAUCCAGAGAAGCUACGGCUUUAGAUGGUGCACCACUACUACUAUGCAGGAAAAUGGGCAGCAAUCCGACGUAAAACCGCGGGUACAACAACCAGAUCAUGAUCACACACUCCAUUACGUGACCCAUACGUCGUUACGCCAUUCGCCAUGCUUCGAAUCCGUCGUUUCUAUUACGGUGUCUUCCUAUUGGCAGCGAUGCCAGUUGCCUAUUUCAUCUUCCAUGUCCACAACGAGGCUACCCCGAGAGUGAAAUUCCCCUCUUCCGGUCAAUACAACUUAAAGUCAAAAGAAGAACGCAUUAUCCAUCUUGUGCACAUGGCAUCUAAAUUUAAUUCAGAACUUCCGCUAAAACCACACGACCAGAAUUACACUAGGUCAUCUGUUAAUAAAGAAGAAGCUGAAUUAACAUCGACAACAGGUACCGGUAAACACCUUCAGUUGUUCAAAGAAUUUUCAUCGGCGAUACCGGUAAUAGAUAUGGAUAGGAUUUCAAACCGGACUCAAGACGUUGGAUCUAAAAUUGUUCUAAAACUCAAUCCGUCACAUAGGAUUCGUGUUCCUCAGUCACGGAAAACAAUUGCAUUCCCUUUAAAAUAUAGGGAUAAAGACCUCGACAUUGACCUUGACCUUUAUAAGGCGAAAACCACCACAGCAGUUGGUGCAUUAGGACCACGGCAUGAAUUAAAAACAAGGAACGAAGUCUUAUUGGCCAAGACCAAUGAAACUCCCGACCUCGACUCGAAGGUGCCAAAUGUGACUACGGAAAAUCCCUACAUGAUAAAGAUGAAGAUCAAGGCCGAUGUCAUAAAAAAUGAGCCCGUACCGCCUACGAGAAGUCGGGCGUGGAGAACGAAAAAGGAUUCUAGUUCGAGACUAGGUCGAGAGAGGGGGUUCCAGGAAUACCCUGCAGCUUCUUUGGGUCACGCGAGAGAACCUGUUACAACUGAUUACCAUUUUGACGCAGGUCAAAACAGUAGACGGAAUGUUAGGAUAGUCUCACGCCCGAGUUCUAAUUUGCCAGUUGAGAAACAGCGAAGAAAUACAAGCUCUGCCGCUAUUUCUACUACGGUGUCUCUGCCUUACCCAGAGGGUACGACUCGUUCUAAAACUUGCAAUGCGUGCUUCCAACUGCGUAUUUCAUAUGUUAUAAAUCCGAAACACGUAUGCCAACAUGCCGGUGACAGAAUUCUGGUUUUGAUCAUCGUUUUUUCGGAGCAUUCGCAUCGGGACAAGCGAACCGUGAUCAGGGAGACUUGGGGAAGCGUCACAAAUAAAAACGUGGGUGUGGUACGUCUUGUUUUCCUUUUAGGAGACAUAGACGACGAAUAUGAGAAUUUAGAAACGCGCAGAGAGAGUGCCAGAUACGGUGACAUCCUCCUGGGGGACUUCGAGGAGAGUUUCAGAAAUUUAACCUUAAAAACUGUAAUGGGUUUAGGUUGGGCCACACGCUUUUGCACACGGGCGAAAUAUCUCAUGAAAACUGAUGACGAUAUGUGGGUGAAUAUUCCCAUGUUUUUGAUAAUCGAGCAGAACUUCGAGUUGGAGAAAGUGGUAGCGGGGACAUGCUGGUUGGAAAGAUGGGAACCUCAUCGAAACGAGGAUGAUAAAUACCACGUCUCGGAGGCAGAAUACCCUCAGAAAUUCUUUCCAGAAUUGUGUGUCGGGACUGCAUACGUUAUGACGCUGCAGACUGCCAGUGACAUCUAUCGAGUGCAUCCGAAUAUUCCCUUUUUUCAUCUAGAGGACGUCUACGUUGCGCUAUGUCGGGAAUAUCUCGGUUAUGGCGUGGUUCCCUUACCAGGGUUCUCGAAUAAAAAAGAGCCAUUCAGCGUUUGCUAUUACAGGACACAAUUGGUCACAAGUCAUUGGGUGGGCGAGGCAGAACUUCGCGAGGCCUGGACUAAGGUGUGUUUCCUUGCGCCUAAAGACCCGAUUGUGGAGUUCUUCAAUAAGUAUCCCCCUCUUAGUCCAAAACACCCGCGACAUCACAUUGGACGCCAACGAUGACGUCCUUAGGUGUUACGCUGGUAUAUCUACUGAGUACGAAAGUGAGUAUGUAAUGUUCAACAGGGAUAAGUUGGCUACUAUUCCGAGCUACCGUUCUUCGCAAUUUUCAGUAACUUCUUUGCGAUUCUCAGUUACGUAUUCCCAAUUCGCAGUUUGUGGUACUACCGGUAUGACGGAACGAUCAAUGACAAUGGUUGGGCCGGGUUACCAUUACCAUUUGCUCAACUGUUUCCAUUAUCACACUUUGGCGUUAAAAUCCUUGGUGAUCCUGUUCGAUGGUGUAUGGAAUGGACGUGAUGGCGUAUUUCUGAUGGAGACACUUUUUAAUUCAUGAAGAAAUGCUAUAUAACCGGUUCAAAAGUUAUUGGGCCGUACUUCAUAUAUCUUUAAAAGCCUCUCUUCUUGCCAGACCCAAAGGUAAUUCGUACAUAUUUUGUCCGCAUAGUUUGGGGCUAUGGAGCACCCACUACCUGGUCUAAUUUCUUUGAAAUUUGUUUUUAUUGAUCUUUGCUUAGCAACCAAACAGGGUUGUUCUCAUUUCAGUAGCCAUGGUAACAAAACAAACGUUAUUUGUUUGUGUUUCGAGUGCAUUGAGGUACAUGUAGUGCAUUGAAUUUGAACAUGUUCCGCUCUCUGUACGGUUUAUUUCUCGAAUUAUCUUGAUGAAAUAAACCCCCAACGAUUUCAUUCAAAUUCCGCACUGACAAUGCUGAACACAAAGAAAUCCUGUUUGGUUUCGAAUCAAGGAUCAAUAAAAAAACGUAUUUCACGCUUCAGAGCGCCGAACGAUGCGGACAAAGCAUGUACGAUUGGACUUUAAAUAUACAGACCCUCAUGUCAACUUUCCCCAUUCAAGACAGUUGAGCGGAAAUUAAUCUCCAUCCAUGAGCCCAAUAAUGACAAGUACAUGUAGGUCUGUGCCAUGACAUGAUCGACACAUUCAAUGCAAUUUUGUAGUUUGUGUCAGCGUGUAGAUACAUACACUGUAGAUUUAUGAUGGAUGGUGAAAGUAAGUCAAGUGCGUUUCGGAGAAUAACAUCACCAGUCCUAGGAAAACCGCGACCAUAAAGCAGUCCAUUGCAAGCAAACUUGACAUAGAAACAUGCGCAUAGCUUCAUCUUGGUAUUGCUGAUUUCGGGCUACUGGAAUGCAGUAGGUUGAUCAAGUUUCGGUUGACUAGACUACCUGUGUGUGCUACACUCCAUUAUGCUCACAGUGAUGUGAUCAAGUUAGCAUUUGACAUGGAAAUACUGUUGUCAUUUUAAUGACUGUAAUCAUUUUAAUGGUGCAUUAUGUGUUUUUGCAGAGACACGACCACCAUUGAAUAUUCACAUGUUGGAGGGUCCAUCCAUACCUACAAUUAGCGGCGUUGCGAAAACACGGAACGGAACGGAAUAAUGUUACGGAAUAUGGUCUGCAGACGCCCCGUAAUGAUCAUGCCAGUUGUUGUUGUUGUCGUUACAGUAAACCCCGGGUGCUAAGCGCCCAAAAAACUGACAAUUGUCGGCAAGAUUGAUGAAAACACAACAAAAUUAUAACUUUGGUCAACGUUUGUUGUGUUUCAUCACACCUUUCUUGGCUAUGUAGCACCAGAGCUAGAGUAGAACAAUGUGGGCCUGGCAAAGUCAUCUCCGGACUCCCUCUAAGUGCUCAACCUUGCUUUUUUACGUAGUUAUAAACUACAGACCGGAUUUUCACCCUAUUCCGUAACAUUAUUCCGUUCCGUUCCGUUCCGUUCCGUGUUUUCGCAACGCCGUACAAUUAGACGCUAGUAGGCCUAUAUCUGAUAUGUCAAGUCAUCAAAUUCAUCUUUGGAGAGAUAUUUAAAAGAUAUUUACAUGUAACUGUGACAAAUGUAUAGCUAUAAUGAAAUUGAAGACAUUGUUGUGAUAUUUGCUUCCUUGGUAAUAGGGUUAAAAAAAGGUUUUGCUGCAAGUUGGUCAAAACUGGGUGAAAUAUUCAUUCCCGCUAACUGCUCCGAUUCUCUCGAAACUUAAGUCCCAGCUACCACUUAAGAUUUCAUUAGUUACUUGUCUGACAUUCCAGAAUAUCAUAUUGGCAUUUUAGAUUCAGAACCCCACGCGUGAAUUGACGGAUGCGGUCCAACACUAGUGAGUUUUGGCAAAGCCCUCGAAACGCAAUAGCGAACGCCUAUCCCUUUCUCUACCUCCUUAUGACGAUGCCGAACAAUGUGAUAUAUAUAUAUAUUUAUUUAUUCCUCCUAUGCAGAAGAAGAUAUACAAAAUAGUAUACAAUAAAUUUAACAGAGUGUAUGAGGAGUGAGUGCAUUAUUUACAGGUAAUUUGGUAAUUAAUUGAGUGAGCUGGUUAAUACCAGCACUCCGCUGCAAUUUGCAGCAAUGACAUGUUGUCUUCUAGGUCGCAGCCAGGUAUUUGCUUACCUAGCAAUGUCUCUGUUAGAUCAUUGUCAUUCAUGUUCCACAGUGCCGCGGACACCUCUACGGAGCAUUCGUCUACGGCUCUUUCCCAGAAUAGGUCUCGCUUUACCGCGAGACCCGAGCACUCGCAGAAGAGAUGUCGUGGUGUGUCCGUGUAUGCGCUUUUACAAUGUGAGCAAUAUAUAGGCUCUUGCAAUAUGACAAAUGUGUUCAGCUUUGCAAGAAAAGCAUAUCUAUGUUUACUCCUCGGGUCCUUUUGGGCGGACAGCCAGAGGAGGGACGGAAAGUCCAACGUUUUCUCAAUGUUCAGAAUUCUGGUUAGUUCGCAGUCCUUGUUACACGCGGACACGAAGUUAACAUUUUCAUGAGUCUCUAUGGCUAAUCGUACAGUCGAUUUCCAGACGGAUUUGUGAGGGAAAAGAGCUGGGUCCGUGGCGGCUAGUUCUAAGUAAUCCGAUAGAUGAUAUUUAUAUAACGUGUCCCUGAGCAAGGGAACAUAGCCAAUGCACUCCUUACUGCGGGUAGUUCUGUCCUGCAUGGAUAGGUACCUGAGUCUGAAUACCGUCCACGGGAGUUUGCAUGGCGCUUUACUUAAGGCUACAAGUUGACCAAGGAACUGGAGACGUCUAGCGUCCACUGAAGAUUGAAUACAAUGGCUCCCGAUCAUUGCUUGAGCCACUAAAGUCCUAGUCAUUCUCGGAAAUCCUUGCAUCCUUUUCAAGCAAAAGCGGUGUGCCCUUUCGAGGAUCAUCGUUUCGCGCGCAGACAGAUUGUCCCAAAUUUCACUACCGUAGAGCGCUCGGGGGAGGCAUACGGUGCAGUAGAGUUUGAAAGACGAGGUUGGAUUAAAACCAGAAGGUUGAAUCCCCGGACCUAGGAUGCACAUUAACGUAUUUUUCAGCUUCUGGGCGGCGGCUAUUACUUGCCUCAAUGGCUUGGAGUGCUUAUCCUGGGAUACCCCAAGGUGCACACAAACAUCUGUUUCCCUGACGGGUUUGUUACCCAAGUGCCAAUUGCGGAGUGGCUUCGUUCUUUCCCACUGUCUCACGCUUUCACCGAAUACUAUUAUCAGGCACUUUUGUCCAUUGUAGUCGUAUCUCCACUUAAUUGCAUACUGGUCACAGCACCCCAUCAUGCCGUCUAAUCCAAACUUUGAGAGCGAUACCAGGGUGAGAUCGUCCGCGUGGCAAGGCGAUCCACAGUUCACGUCUUCGAUUUUAGCACCGACAUCUAACUGA
Messenger RNA from Lineus longissimus, 5739 nucleotides. RefSeq names its product beta-1,3-galactosyltransferase 2-like. The record is from RefSeq and is a predicted model, not a curated record. Gene Ontology annotation, molecular function: hexosyltransferase activity. The transcript is spliced from 2 exons. Gene Ontology annotation, cellular component: Golgi membrane. NCBI's taxonomy places the organism in Eukaryota, Metazoa, Nemertea, Pilidiophora, Heteronemertea, Lineidae. Bases 244 to 2103 code for a protein of 619 amino acids.